Molecule: messenger RNA, 1749 nt
Organism: Naegleria lovaniensis
Lineage: Eukaryota; Heterolobosea; Eutetramitea; Acrasida; Naegleriidae
Exons: 2
Coding region: 1-1749 (582 amino acids)
Biological process (GO): vitamin transport; transmembrane transport
Cellular component (GO): plasma membrane
Molecular function (GO): vitamin transmembrane transporter activity
Source: RefSeq, a predicted model, not a curated record
AUGCAAACACAAGAUGAUACCAUCAUCAACGAAUCACAACCCUUGAUGAGGACCAUUGAAACGGCUUGUACUUCGUCUACCCAGCCUAUCAAUAGGCAAUCGAGUGGAAUUGACUUGUCCGAAAACACCUCACUGUUACUUUAUGAUACGAAUCAUAACAAUCACCAUUCUGUAAAUAUUGAAUCAUCCCAAAUGCACAAUGAACAUGAUUCGGAAUCAAUUGGAAAAAAUCAUUGUACAAAGAAUAAUGACAAAAAUCAAAACUCAAAACCUUCAUCAACUACACCAAUAACAAUGAAUUCGUCAAAAAAACUCUCGUUGGGUUUAGUUCUUACUUUUGCGGUUUAUUCGUUUUUUCACAUGACCAAUCCUCAACAACCAUUUUUAGUUGACUUUUUAACAUCCAAAGGAAUUUCACUCAAAACAAUUUUAUUUGAUAUUUUUCCAAUUUGGUCCUAUUCCAUGCCCGUAGUUCAAUUGUGUAUUGGAAUUAUUUCAGAAGUGAAAUUUAUAGGUCACAAAUGGGUCAUUGUCGCUGGAAUUUUGUCGAGUGUGCUUUUCAUGUUGAGCGAAUUUUUUAGUACGAAACACACAGUGUGGAUGUUACAGUUGACUGAAAUUGCUGUGGCUGUUCUGUAUGGAACGGAUCAGACCUAUUAUGCAUUGGUGUAUCAUUCAAGUUCUCCAAAUUCGUAUCAAUUCUUGACAAGCUUAUCUAGAACAUGUAUUUUAAUGGGACAAGUAUUUGGUGCCAUAGUUGGUCAAAUCGUAUACAUGUGCGGAGUUUCUAUUCAAGUUCUGUAUUACAUAGGUUUUGCUUGUGUGGUGCCAUGUUUGUAUCUUGCAAUUUUUCAUUUUCCUUCUCCAAAGAAAUAUGUGAGGUCAAUUCAUAGUUUUGAAACUACUGAUCUAGUUAAGAAUAAUACCGCAAAAGAAGAUGUGAAAUUAAUAUCUUCUGAAUCGAAUUAUGUGGAGAGUAUCAAUACUGAGCUGCAAAAUGAACAUUCUCAACAACCGUUACUUGUUCAUACUCAGCAUGACACACCACAUUUUCAACAAGAUUCAAGCAGUUCCAAAAGUGAUUCAAAUUUUCUUCACAAAUUAAGUCUCUUUCUGAAAAGUAGCAAAGCGUGGAAAUUCGUUGUGGAAGUGAAACAAUGUUACACGGGAAAUUUUUCAGUAUCUUUCUGGAGUAUCUACAGCAUUUUUGGAAUUGCUGUUCACAUGCUAGCUCUCACCUAUUAUCAAACGUUUUUCAAAACCCUUAAUAAUCAAAUUUCUUUGAACGGCAUUCUUAUAGCAGUUGCCUACGCAUGUGCUGCAAUGGUCAGCAUGAUUCCUACUCGAUUUGGAGAAUGGGUUGCUUCAUGGAAAGGAAAAUUGAUGGCAGCAAUAGUUUGCCUAGCAUGUGGGUCAUGUCUCAUUGCAAUGGGUAUUAACAGAAAAUGUCCAAUUUUUGUAGCCUAUCUCUUAUUUGUGAUAUAUCAUUGCUUGUUUGAAUUUUUGUAUGUGGUUUCUUUUUCACAAAUUGCGGAAGGAUUGAAAAUCACUCGAUUUGCGGCAAUUUUUUCAUUCAAUUCUGCAUUAGCAAAUGUGUUUCAAUUAUUGAUUCAAGUGCUAGUGGGAAAGCAGGUUCUUGCAUUGAACCCCAUUGCCCAAUAUAUGGCGUUUGGAAUAAUCUUGAGCUCACUAUCAGUCCUGUUGUUUUUGUGUAUACUUUGUCACUUGGUGUAUACAAGGAAGAAAUAA